AUGGACAAGGCCAAGGCAGCUAUCACCGACUUCAUGGGCCGCUCCGGUCACCACGACACCACUGUCCACGAGGCAGUUGCCCCCGCUGUUCAGCACGAGGUCAUCAAGCCUCACGUACACGAGGAGGUCAACACUGCCAUUGACAAGGAGGUUCACCAGGAUCACUACCACCGCACUGUUCAGCCCAUCCAGGACCGUGAGGUUCUCCCAGAGCAACACACUGCUAAGCUCGGUGCUGUUCAGCACCGCGAGUUUGACCACCGCGAUGCCGAUGCGACUAAGAGGGCUCUGAUCGACGACCAAGCUCGCUUUGCUGACGAGCGCCGCAUUGAGGACACCACCCACAGCCAGAGUGUUGCUCCCACCGUAGGCGGAGAGCACGUCCACCACCACAUCCACGAGACUAUCCAGCCCGUUGUCCAGAAGGAGACUAUCCAGCCCAACGUCGUCCACACCACUGUCCCCAUCCAUGAGGUUCACCAUAACAAGGCUACUCACCAUGAGACCACCGCUCUCCCCGCUAUGACCAUGGAGCAGUUCAAGGCUAAGGGCGGUGCUCUUACUGGCCGUGAGGAGCGCUACGACGAGUUCGAGGGUGUUCCCAAGAACAUCGGCGGUGCUGGUGGUAUCGGAGCUGCCGCAGGUCUCACCCAUAAGACUGUUGGCUCCCACGGCCACGAGCACGCCCGCCACGGCGACUACGAUGCUACCCCCAACCACCACAGCGAUGCUGGUCUGAGGCAGGGUGGUCUUACCCACAACUCCACUUCCACUGGUACCCACAACCCUCUUGACCGCAACAACGACGGCAAGGUCAGCGCCAAGGACUUGACCGGCAGCCACUCAAACACUACCUCUACCGGUACCCACAACCCUCUUGACCGCAACAACGACGGCAAGGUCAGCGCCAAGGACUUGACCGGCAGCCACUCAAACACUACCUCUACCGGUACCCACAACCCUCUUGACCGCAACAACGACGGCAAGGUUGGUGCCGGAGACCUGACCGGUAGCCACUCAAACACCUCCCACACUGACCGUGGUAUGGCUGGCCAGGGCAACCUGACCGGCUCUUCCACUCAGGGAGGAGUUGUUGGCAGCGGUGUUGGUGACCGCAACCACGAUGGCAAGAUCGACAGCCACGAUCUCAAGGACCCCGCCCGCAGCGGCAACCACGGUGCUACAGGUACGAAAGAUUCCAGCGGCCAUGUGGUCGGCGGUACUGACAAGGGCCAUAUGGAGCACCGUCCAAAUGAGGAUGGAAGCUUGCCCAAGGCCCUUACCGAAGACCGCUCCAGAGCCCCUUCAUUGAUGGACAAGCUCAACCCUAAGGUUGAUGCCGACGGUGACGGCAAGGCUGGAUUCAUGAAAUAA
Alternaria atra is the source of this 1374-nucleotide messenger RNA. RefSeq lists its product as uncharacterized. NCBI's taxonomy places the organism in Eukaryota, Fungi, Ascomycota, Dothideomycetes, Pleosporales, Pleosporaceae. The record is from RefSeq and is a predicted model, not a curated record. The coding region runs from base 1 to 1374 and encodes 457 amino acids. The transcript has 5 exons.